Messenger RNA from Armigeres subalbatus, 1194 nucleotides. Its product is annotated as RWD domain-containing protein 2A. The record is from RefSeq and is a predicted model, not a curated record. Bases 153 to 1082 code for a protein of 309 amino acids. The transcript is spliced from 2 exons. Gene Ontology annotation, molecular function: protein binding. Lineage: Eukaryota; Metazoa; Arthropoda; Insecta; Diptera; Culicidae.
UUGAAGCAUUAUCUACUGGGGAAGGAUCUUUAUCAAUUUUAUGUUUAUUUCAUGUAAUCAAUAUUAUAGUGUCGUUUUAUUGCAUUACGUGAAACAUCUUCGAGCCUACCAACGUCCUAGAAGUCGAUUACGGAUUUAGUAAAAGUUCCAGAAUGGAUGCCGAACGGUUACAAGAAGAAAUGCUGCUGAAGUGCCUUCGCCAGCAGUUAGAUGAGUUCCACAUGUUAUCCUCGAUAUUCUGCAAUCCGGGCGAGCUGCAUGUCGAUAACUACAGCUUCGUGGAUAACAUCAACGCGUACAUUGAGGGUGAAACGAAAAGACUGAACGCCAAGUUGGACUAUCAACUAAAUCUACCUUUACUGGACGCGGAGAAGGUGCAGAUCCGUAUAGAACUACCUCAUCUCUAUCCUGCUAUAGAAAUUCCACUGGUCGUGGUUCGUUCGGCCCGUUUUCCCAGAGAUCAAGAAAGAUCGAUCACCGAGAGAAUAGAACAAUACAUCUAUCAAGAAGUGUUGGAUAAGAGCGAACCAUACGUCUUCCAGAUAGUCUCAUGGAUUCAAGAUAAUUUCGAAGAGUUAACCAAAUUUGAUGAUCCGUCAAAGUCCCUUGGACAACCAUCAAGCAACGUAUCACAAAGUUCGCGAGGCGUCGUUUUUGAACGGCUUUGGAUUUAUUCUCAUCAUCUCAAGAGCAAAACCAAGCGACAAACGAUACUAAAGACAGCACGAGAUCUCGAUCUUUCCGGAUUCUCUAGACCAGGAAAACCGGCGAUUAUUUGCGUGGAGGGUCAUCAAAAGGAUACGCAAGAUUUCUGGCGAACGAUAAGACCUCUUAAAUGGCAACACAUUCAGCUAAAGCUAUCGGAAUUGGAGCAACUGGAAUCAUCUAGUGAUGAUGUUUUGGUGGAUGAAAAACGGAGAUUUCAAGGUUUCCGCGAGGAACUGUUCACCGAAGUUGACGGUCAAAAUGAUGAGCAAGUUCCUAUGAGUAUGAGUUUGUUCAUGAAAUUUUUGGACAAACACGAUAGCGGAUACAUUAGAAAAGAACUGUUCGGUUUUGAUCUACCAGAGAAUGUAGUGUAGUUGAUUUAUUGUAUGCAUGAGUAGUUAUAUUGUUUUAAAAAUAUUCAAUUUGUUUUCGGAUGUAUUUUUAAUAAUGUAUGUUGUAUAUUAAAGAGUUUACUUACCUUCAGCA